AUGAGAGAACAAAGGGUCCUUCAUAUUGAAGAAACUAGUCAAAUUGAGAGAUCUAGGUGGGUUCUGGAUUCUCCUAACCCACCACCAUUUUGGAAGAAGCUAUUCUGUUUGAUCAAAGAGACUCUUUUACCUCAUGGAAAUAAGCUAUGGUUUUGUUCUAAGAAGAAGAGUUUUCAAUCACAUGCUUUGUAUUUCUUGCAGAGUUUGUUUCCUAUUCUUGUUUGGUUGAAAGAUUACACUGCUUCUAAGUUUAAAGAUGAUCUUUUAUCUGGUUUAACUCUUGCCAGCCUUUGCAUACCUCAGAGUAUAGGAUAUGCAAGUUUGGCAAAAGUUGAUCCUCAAUAUGGCCUAUAUACAAGUAUUGUUCCUCCUCUUAUUUAUGCUGUGAUGGGAAGCUCAAGAGACAUUGCAAUUGGACCUGUUGCUGUAGUGUCUAUGCUGUUAUCUUCCUUGGUCACAAAAGUCAUAGAUCCUGUUGCUAAUCCUCAUGCCUAUAGAGAUUUUGUCUUCACUGUCACCUUCUUUACCGGAAUUUUUCAAGCAGGAUUCGGUAUUUUCAGGUUGGGCUUUCUUGUGGAUUUUCUUUCACAUGCUGCACUAAUUGGAUUCAUGGCCGGAGCAGCAGUCAUUAUCGGUCUUCAACAGCUCAAGGGUCUUCUGGGAAUUACUCAUUUCACUGCAAAAACUGAUGCAGUAUCAGUUUUGGUUUCUGUUUAUAAGUCAUUACAUCAGCAAAUUACUUCUUCUGAAGAAAAAUGGAGUCCUAUGAAUUUCGUUCUCGGGUGUUCGUUCUUGAUUUUCCUUCUCGUUACUCGAUUCAUAGGAAGAAGAAACAAAAAACUUUUUUGGUUGCCUGCGAUUGCUCCUCUUCUAUCGGUUAUACUAUCGACUUUAAUUGUGUAUUUAUCGAAAGCUGAUAAACAAGGAGUUAAUGUGAUAAAACAUGUCAAAGGAGGGUUGAAUCAGAGUUCAGUUCAUCAGUUACAAUUCCAUGGUCAAAAUGUCGGGCAAGCGGCCAAAAUUGGAUUAGUCUGCGCAGUUAUCGCGCUAACCGAAGCGAUGGCUGUUGGUCGAUCUUUCGCUUCGAUUAAGGGAUACCAACUCCAUGGGAACAGAGAAAUGCUAUCAAUGGGAAUCAUGAACGUUGCAGGAUCUUUAACUUCAUGCUAUGUCGCAACCGGUUCUUUUUCAAGGACAGCGGUUAAUUUCAGCGCAGGAUGUCAAACAGCGGUAUCGAAUAUUGUGAUGGCAGUUACUGUGAUUUUGUUCCUGCAAUUAUUUGCAAGGCUCUUAUACUACACACCUAUGGCUAUCCUGGCUUCUAUCAUCCUUUCUGCGCUUCCUGGACUAAUUGACUUAAACGAGGCUAGCUAUAUCUGGAAGGUUGACAAGUUAGACUUUCUUGCUUGUAUUGGCGCUUUCUUUGGCGUCUUGUUCGCAUCCGUAGAGAUCGGUCUUCUUGUAGCCGUGACAAUAUCGUUUGCAAAGAUACUAAUACAAUCGAUUCGACCGGGAGUAGAAAUUCUAGGACGAGUUCCAAGAACGGAAGCCUUCUGUGAUGUUACUCAAUAUCCAAUGGCCAUAAGCACACCAGGCAUCGUAGUGAUUCGCAUAAGUUCCGGCUCACUCUGCUUCGCGAAUGCGAAUUUUGUCAAAGAAAGAAUACUCAAGUGGGUCGUGGAAGAAGACGAGAUUCAAGAAACCGCUAAAGGAAAUGUUCGAGCCAUAAUUAUGGACAUGACUAACCUGAUGAACGUUGAUACUUCCGGAAUUCUAGCACUUGAGGAAUUGCAUAAGAGGUUGCUUUCCCGCGGCGUAGAAUUAGCUAUGGUGAAUCCAAGGUGGCUGGUAAUUCACAAGCUGAAGCUUGCUCACUUUGUGGACAAAAUUGGGAAACAAUGGGUUUUUCUGACGGUUGGAGAGGCCGUCGACGCGUGUCUGUCUUCUAAAAUUGCUACUGCUUAA
Lathyrus sativus (Indian pea) is the source of this 1965-nucleotide messenger RNA. NCBI's taxonomy places the organism in Eukaryota, Viridiplantae, Streptophyta, Magnoliopsida, Fabales, Fabaceae. The record is from the annotation of a GenBank genome assembly.